AUGGAGUCUAUCCCUUCAACUUCUGCAUCUCGAAUGCGGAAGCACAGAGCAUCGCUAUCGGUUGAAGAUCUGGAAAAACGAAGAGCAGCAGAUCGAUUACGAAAAUCCCGUAAAAAAGACGAGGCCAACCGUCAGGUGAUUCUGACAACUAACCAAUUGGAUCAUAUUGGCAACGAUAUCGAGAUUGUAGAUGCCCAUGAAACUUCUACUUCGGAUGUAGAAAUUAUCUCUGCCGACGAAGAAACUUCUAAUGACGUCGAAGUAGAAAAUUCGCCUCGAAUGCCGUUGUCAUCAACUGAACGGUCCAGGAUUCACAGAGCAGGUGCGUCGGCAGUUGUAAUAGAACAAAGACGCAGGUCGGAAAGGAUAAGAGGCCAACAAAAUCGUGGAGCAGAGACUGAAGAAGAAAAAGCGGUAAGAAGAGCGAAGGAUGCUGAGCGGCAUAGACAUGUUCGCUUACGCCAGGAAAAUGCAGACCCACCAGAAAUACAAUCUUUGGAUACCUUGAACGAAAUUUCGAUUGACGAGCAUUACUGUGGGCAAAUGAGUUUAAUUUGCGCAUCUUGCAGCUCUAGAAAUUUUCGUGCCGAAGUUACUUCGAAUGACACUUCUUUUACCAAGUGUUGUCAAAAAGGGAAAGUCGGCUUACCCCCAGUCAAAACAACUGACUUCCUGGAAACUUUAAUGAAAGGCGAGCAUGAGAAAAGUAAAAACUUGAGCACCAUGGAGUAUAUUCGAUCAUUCAACAGCUCCCUUGCUUUUGCAUCCGUCGGUGCUAAUAUAGCAAGUCCACCUGGUCAUGGCCCGUACUGUUUCAGGAUUCAUGGCCAAAUUUACCAUCGUGCUGGUACUCUACAUCCUGAAGAAGGCCAACCACGAAAGUUUGCUCAGCUUUAUAUACUGGAUUCGGGUUUUGCUGCUGAACAGCGUUUGUCCCUAAGCGAAAAUUCAAAGUGCUCCCACGACUUAAUGAAAGAGUUAAGUAGUUUCAUGGCUGCAAGUAAUGCAAGGGCAACGAAAAUGCUCUAUGAAGUUGAGAUUGAGGCAGAGGAGGAGGCCAGGCGACAAAACCAACCAAAAAGCAUUCUCUUCAUGGCCAUCGUCCAGACAAAGGAAAGCGAUAUCAGACGUUAUAAUGCUCCAAGAGCCAAUGAAGUAGCAAUCAUAUUCCAAGGUGAUGAUGGUGAGCCUCCACUUGAUCGAGAUCUAUUAAUUCACCUGAGAAAAGAUCACUCCAACCUUCAGCCCCAUCCACAAGGAGGAUUAGUGUCUUAG
Folsomia candida is the source of this 1275-nucleotide messenger RNA. RefSeq lists its product as uncharacterized. The transcript has 3 exons. The record is from RefSeq and is a predicted model, not a curated record. Lineage: Eukaryota; Metazoa; Arthropoda; Collembola; Entomobryomorpha; Isotomidae. Bases 1 to 1275 code for a protein of 424 amino acids.